Messenger RNA from Diaporthe amygdali, 924 nucleotides. RefSeq lists its product as uncharacterized. The coding region runs from base 1 to 924 and encodes 307 amino acids. NCBI's taxonomy places the organism in Eukaryota, Fungi, Ascomycota, Sordariomycetes, Diaporthales, Diaporthaceae. Gene Ontology annotation, cellular component: endomembrane system. The record is from RefSeq and is a predicted model, not a curated record. The transcript has 2 exons. Gene Ontology annotation, molecular function: 1-acylglycerol-3-phosphate O-acyltransferase activity.
AUGGCAAGCACCCUCGGCAGCCUGCUCGCCCACCUCCGCGGCAUAGCCAUCAUCACUCCCUGGGCCCUCGCCCUUCUGGCCCAGGACCUGCUGCUAUCGCUCCUGCUGCUGCUGAGGCCCUUCAACCCCCUCCUCGCGUAUAGGCUGUCCAGUCCCAUCGCUUGGUCCUGCUGGGCCGGCAUCCAGUUCAUCUUUGAGCGGCUCAACGGUGCCAAGGUCGUUGUCUCCGGCGACAAGCUCCCGGCGGGCGAGUCAGCCGUCGUCAUCGCCAAUCAUGUGGGCUGGAGCGAUUUCUACAUGAUCCAGCACCUGGCCAUGAGGGCCAAGAUGCUUGGGUACUGCAGAUACUUUGCCAAAGCUCAACUCAAGAAGGUCCCGUUGCUCGGCUGGGGUCUGAUGGCCAUGGGCAUGCCGCUUGUGACCAGGAACUGGCAGCAAGACAAGCGCGAGCUGGACCGCGUCUUCUCAGGCAUCACGCAGCACCGCUUCCCAACCUGGCUCAUCUCCUUCAGCGAGGCGACGCGCUUCACGCCGCAGAAGCACCGAGAGAUGCAGCAUUGGUGCGAGGCCAACGGCCGGCCCCAGCCCCAGCACCUGCUCUACCCGCGCACAAAGGGCUUCAUCGCCACCGUCCAGCACGUGCGUCAUGCCGCACAUGUCAAGGCCGUCUACGACCUGACCAUCGCCUACCGUCGCGGCGGAAAGUUCCAGGCCGCCCCGCCCUUCUGGGACACCAUCCGGUCCGACAAGCUCAGCGGGCCCGGUGGGUACCAGUUCGAGGUACACCUGCGCCGCUUUGCGAUGGAGGACCUGCCUCUUGAGGAUGCGCAGCUGGCUAAGUGGCUGGAGACGAGGUGGGUUGAGAAGGGGGAGUGGUUGGAGCGGAAGAGAGUUGAGUGGGAGGCCGAGGACGGCGGGCGGUGA